UUCUGCAGGAAAGUGUCCUGUGCUCACGGCGCGCGUUGAGUGAGCACAGUACACAUGUAUCAUGUCAUAAAUCGAAAGAGGAAGAAUCCGAAAUUCAGGUGACAUGGAUUUGUAGGGACUGGAGAGAGUGGGUGAAGCUGAGGAUCUCUGAGGAAGGAUUUCUGGAGCUCAUAAAACCAAAUCAAGGAAAAUAUGGGGCUCCUGCAGCUGCUGAAAUCUCAGUUCCUGUGCCUCCUGAUCAUGAGCUACGUGUUCCUGGUGAGCGGCCUUGUUGUCAACCUGCUGCAGCUCUGCACUUUACCUUUGUGGCUGGUCAGCAAGCAGCUGGCUCGCAGGGUCAACAUCCGACUGGGUUACUGCAUCUCCAGCCAGUUGGUAGCAGCCCUGGAGUGGUGGUCUGGGACAGAAUGCACUCUCUACACUGACCCAAAAAGCUACGUACUCUAUGGAAAAGAGAACGCUAUUGUGGUUCUGAACCACAGUUUUGAGAUUGACUUUCUGUGUGGCUGGACCUUCUGUGACAGAUUUGGAGUACUUGGGAGCUCUAAAGUGUUGGCCAAAAAGGAGCUGGCUUAUGUGCCYGUGAUCGGCUGGAUGUGGUAUUUCCUGGAGAUAGUUUUUUGCAAAAGGAAGUGGGAGGAAGACAAAACAACGGUGACUCAGAGUCUUCAGAAACUCCAUGAUUACCCUGAAAAGUUUUGGUUCCUGCUUUUUUGUGAAGGAACACGCUUCACAUCGAAGAAGCACCAAAUCAGCAUGCAAGUGGCCGAGAGCAAAGGUCUGCCAAAACUGAAGCACCAUCUUCUGCCCAGAACCAAAGGAUUCUGGGUCACUGUCCAAAACCUCAGAGGCACUGCUGCUGCCGUUUAUGAUUCAACACUCAACUUCAGGAACAACGAGGCACCGACUCUGCUCGGAGUUCUCUCAGGGAAGAAAUACCACGCUGAUUUGUAUGUUAGGAGAAUUCCUCUAGAGUCGAUUCCAGAAGAUGAGGCAGAGUGCUCUGCUUGGCUCCACAAACUUUACCAGGAAAAGGACGGCUUCCAGGAUCACUACUCCCAGACGGGACGGUUCCCCGGCCCCGUUAUAAGCCCACCGCGUCGACCGUGGUCCCUGAUCAACUGGAUCUUCUGGUGCUGCGUGACGCUCUACCCUCUGGGUCUCCUCCUCAACCAGCUCAUCAGCUCCGGAUCGGUGUUCACCAUCGUUUCUGCCGUGGCCGUGUGCUCCGCAGCAGCAGAUAUGACUUCUCUGAUUUUCUGUGGGAAUACGCUGGAUGAUUGGCCAGACUGAGAUUGGCAGAAGUUCAAAUUACGGUACCAAGGAGACCCCGCUAAACAACAACUGAGACUAAUUUCGAGAGACGCCUCUUUGCAGAGCUUCUACUCUGAAAGCUGCCAGCUGAGGAAUUGGUAUUUGCUAGUCAGAGAGAAAGACAUUUGGUUUGAGUACAGAUUAAGCAGGAUCUCAGUGCUGCGCUGCAGGAGCUGAAAUAUAUGAGAGGUGUGACKGUGUGGCGAGCAGCAAAAGAUGCUAAAAAUGUAAUGUUCUCUGAUCUGAGAGGAAAUAAUUCAGCAGAGACGCAGGAAACUUUAAGAGUGAAAGAAAACUUUGAAUUAAAAUAAGGAAAAUAUGAAUGAUGAGUUAGAUUAAAAUGWAAUGCACUGAUGGCAUUUUUAUGAUAAAGGAUAAUAAAAGUUUCACCUGAAAACGCAA
Austrofundulus limnaeus is the source of this 1716-nucleotide messenger RNA. RefSeq names its product 1-acylglycerol-3-phosphate O-acyltransferase 4 (lysophosphatidic acid acyltransferase, delta) (gene agpat4). Gene Ontology annotation, cellular component: endomembrane system; mitochondrial outer membrane. NCBI's taxonomy places the organism in Eukaryota, Metazoa, Chordata, Actinopteri, Cyprinodontiformes, Rivulidae. Gene Ontology annotation, molecular function: 1-acylglycerol-3-phosphate O-acyltransferase activity. The transcript has 10 exons. The record is from RefSeq and is a predicted model, not a curated record. The coding region runs from base 193 to 1293 and encodes 366 amino acids.